CUCUGUAGUUCCAGCAGCCGCCAGCCUGGGCAGCAUGCAGCAGCCACCGCCACCACCAGGGUCGUUGGUCCCUGCAACAGAACCCACCAAGCCCCCAUACAGCUACAUAGCCCUGAUCGCCAUGGCCAUCCAGAGCUCGCCAGGGCAGAGGGCCACACUCAGCGGCAUCUACCGCUACAUCAUGGGCCGCUUUGCCUUCUACCGCCACAACAGGCCUGGCUGGCAAAACAGCAUUCGUCACAAUCUGUCUCUCAACGAGUGCUUUGUCAAGGUACCCCGUGACGACCGCAAGCCAGGCAAGGGCAGCUACUGGACCCUGGACCCUGACUGCCACGACAUGUUCCAGCACGGCAGCUUCCUCCGACGCCGACGCCGCUUCACCCGGCGGGCAGGCACUGAAGGCACCAAGAGCUCUGCCAAGGCGCCCCGUGGACCCCUCAGAGCCACCAGCCAGGACCCAGGAGUCCCUGAUACUACGACUGGCAGGCAGUGCCCAUUCUUGCCAGAGCUGCCCAACCCCAAGGGCCUAAGCUUUGGGGGUUUGAUGGGGGCCAUACCAGCCAGCAUGUACCCAGCAACUGCUGACAGCAGGCCCCGGCCACCUGUGGAGCCCAAAGAGAUGCUCACGCCUAAGCCUGCAGACCCUGGGAAUCUCUCCAUGACCACUUCGUCUUCCCCUUGCUCGGCAUUUGGCUUUUCUACUGGUUUCUCUGAGGCAGAGGGUUUUAGCAAGGCCCCUACACCAGCAACCCCGGAGGCGGGCGUUGGCAGCAACUAUCAGUGUCGGCUACAGGCACUGAAUUUCUGCAUGGGGGCUGAUGCAGGUCUGGAGCAUAUCUUGGCCUCAGCAGCCCCAUCCCCUGCACCACCCACCCCUCCUUCCUCCCUCCGGGCCCCACUGCCCCUGGCAGCUGAACCCAAGGAACCCUGGGUUGCAGGGAGCUUCCCUGUCCAAGGAGGCUCUGGCUACCCACUGGGGCUGCCCCCCUGCCUAUACCGGACACCAGGAGUGUUCUUCUUUGAGUAACCUGGCCUCACCUCCACAGGGCCCCUGUCAAGGACACCCUCCAGGCUGAGCCUGGCUCUAGGACCUGGAGAGCUCUUAAGGGACCCAGCCCUGGCAGAACAAGGUCAGUUAGGAUGGGAAGCCAGAACUGCAGCAGCCAACACUCAGCCACGCCAUUGGGACCACCAGACUUGGGGGUGAGGGAAGGUGGAGUUGCUUACACUUGAUGCUGUGGCUCUCCGGCCAAUAAAAGUC
Molecule: messenger RNA, 1261 nt
Organism: Octodon degus (degu)
Lineage: Eukaryota; Metazoa; Chordata; Mammalia; Rodentia; Octodontidae
Gene: Foxs1
Product: forkhead box S1
Exons: 1
Coding region: 35-1027 (330 amino acids)
Biological process (GO): regulation of transcription by RNA polymerase II; cell differentiation; anatomical structure morphogenesis
Molecular function (GO): DNA-binding transcription factor activity, RNA polymerase II-specific; RNA polymerase II cis-regulatory region sequence-specific DNA binding
Source: RefSeq, a predicted model, not a curated record